Messenger RNA from Ictalurus punctatus (channel catfish), 1087 nucleotides. RefSeq names its product BRCA2 and CDKN1A interacting protein (gene bccip). Lineage: Eukaryota; Metazoa; Chordata; Actinopteri; Siluriformes; Ictaluridae. The record is from RefSeq and is marked provisional. Gene Ontology annotation, cellular component: nucleus.
AACAUGGCUUCAUCUGCGAAAAGAAGAGCGAUUGGAAGCGGAGAAAAUCCUGAAGAUAGUGAUGUCAGCUCGGAUGAAGGAGUAGAGGAUUCCGGAGAGGAGAGCGACAAUUCAGAAGAAGAAAUAAAUGAGGAGGUUGUGGUGGAUUUUGAGGCACACACGAUAUCAGACACCGAUUUUAACGGCAUUAAGAAACUCCUGCAGCAGCUAUUCCUGAAGGCGCACGUGAACAUCUCUGAACUCACUGACGUCAUCAUCCAGCAAAAUCACAUAGGCAGCGUCAUCAGGCAAGCCGAGGUGCCUGAUGACAGCGAUAACGAGGAUCCAGAUGAAGUGUUUGGGUUCAUCAGUAUUAUAAACCUGACUGACAGAAAGGGUAUGGAGUGUGUGGAGCAGAUAAAGGAGCUGGUUUUGGGACAGUGUGAGAAAGUGUGCUCAGCCGCUGUGCAGGAGCAGUUUCAGCAGAUUAUGGAGGACGUGUCUCAGAGUGUUGGCCUGCUGCUCAGUGAACGAUUUAUCAACGUCCCGCCACAGAUCGCCCUGCCACUCUACACACAACUGCUUGAGGAGAUAUCUGAAGCACAGAGGACCAAUAAACCCAGUGGGAAAUGCCAGUACUGUCUGAUGAUCAGCAAAACAUGCCAGGAAGCCAAGAAGAGCAUUCCAGCACGAGGGCCUGCCACAAAGAUGCCCAUAUUUGUCAACGCAGAGGAGGAAUUCUUUUACGAGCAAGCUGUGGUGAAGUUUCACUACUCGGUCCAGGAGGAAGCUGAUUCAUGUCACUCAGGACGAUGGUCGUUCGAUGAUGUACCUAUGAAACCCUUCCGGACAGUGUGUCUGAUCCCCAUGGACAGAAUGCCAGCAAUUAUGGGCAAGCUGAAGGACUUUCUCACAAUCUGAAUACAUCACAACGCACUUCAUCAGCCUUACAUGUCCAAGUCUUUCAUUUCCCUAUAACACACCAAAAACUGAGGGACUACUGCAUGGACACAGUCAGGGUCGACACGUACAAGUGCUCUGUGUCGAGAUAAUAUCCGUCAGGACCUCAAAGUCUGCUGAACGUCCUCAAUUAAACACAUUUUACCAA